CUUCACUCUCACUCUCUGAACCGAGUGUGACCGUUUCCUUUCAUUUUCUCACAUUUUCUCGAGAAAAAAAAAAAAAAAACGAAUCUCACCAAACCAAACGCUCCUACCUCUCUUGAAUGGAGAUUCCACGUAAAUAUCACUUCUCUCCAAUUCUCUCGCUGAUUCUACUUUCCUUAAUCAUUGUCGUGCUGGUGCUGCGUUCACGUCAGUUACUGGAAUUCGCGCCAAUCGCCACCGGUUCAAAACCUCCGUAUUCCGUUCCUCUGGAUCGUCUCCGAACGAAGCUCUCCGGCGAGAAUCCGCUCCACGCCGUCGGAAACUCCGGUGAACUUCGCCGGAACAAAUUCCGCAACCGAACUGCUACGAGGAAGGUAGGAAAACUAGAACAAAGACUCGCGGCGGCGAGAGCUGCGAUGCGGAAGGUUGCGUCGGAAUCUGAAGAUGAGAGAGGCAAUCUCAGUGUGGCAAACACCGCGCGUGACGGCGACGGCGACCACCGCUACGUCCCUGCCGGAGCUAUCUAUCGUAACGCCCGCUUGUUUUAUCGGAGCUACUUGGAGAUGGAGAAAAUAUUCAAGGUGUACGUAUACCCAGACGGUGACCUACCAAUCGCUCACGAUGGCCCGUGCAAGGACAUAUACUCAAUCGAAGGGAGGUUCCUCCAUGAGAUGGAACACGGCGCGGGGAGGUUUAGGACUAACGACCCCAAUGCUGCUCACGUUUACUUCUUGCCAUUCAGUGUCACUUGGAUGGUCAAGUACCUUUAUACUCCACUCUCAUUCAACGUCACUCCUUUAAAGCAGUUUGUCUCCGACUAUGUGAGAGUAAUUUCUACAAGGCACCCCUUCUGGAAUAUAACUCAUGGUGCCGACCACUUCAUGCUUGCCUGUCAUGAUUGGGGUCCUCAUGCAUCACAGGGCAAUCCCUUCCUCUACAACACCUCAAUUCGUGUCUUGUGCAACGCCAACACUUCAGAGGGCUUCAACCCUCGAAAGGACGUGUCCUUACCAGAAAUCCACCUCUACGGAGGUGAAGUGUCCCCCAAACUCCUCUCACCCCCACCCGACACCGCCCCCCGCCGCUACCUCGCCUUCUUCUCCGGCGGUUUGCAUGGUCCAAUCCGCCCCGCCCUCCUCCGCCACUGGAAAAACGACAACGACGAUGAUAUUCGCGUCUACGAGUACCUCCCCAAAGACCUAGACUACUACUCCUUCAUGCUCAACUCCAAGUUCUGUCUCUGUCCAAGCGGGCACGAAGUGGCCAGCCCCAGAAUCGUGGAGGCAAUUUACGCCGAAUGCGUGCCCGUGAUCCUGUCUGAGUAUUAUGUGUUGCCCUUUAGUGAUGUGCUGCAAUGGGAGGCGUUUUCAGUGCAGGUGGAUGUUUCAGAUAUUCCUAGACUGAAAGAGAUUCUUAGUGCAAUUUCUGAAGAUAAGUAUCGGAAGCUCAAGGAGGGAGUGAAGGCUGUGAGGGGACAUUUUACACUGAAUCGCCCUGCCAAGAGAUUUGAUGUAUUUCACAUGAUCUUGCACUCUAUAUGGUUAAGGAGACUAAACAUCAAACUCAGAUAGACGUUUCCCAAUUCCUGCCCCGAAAUCUUUACUCACAUUUCUGGCCUUGAAAUAGGAAUCCCAUGGAUUUGAUUUGAAGAUAAAAUGUAUUUUCCAACCUCCUAUAGUUUUAAUUUAUACGUACUCCAUUUUUUCAAAAUAGAGAUACUAGUAUUGAUAAUUUUUUUAAAGUCUACACGAACUCAUUCAAUUAUUGACCUAAAAAUUGACUAUAUCAAUAUCUGUAGACUUAAUGUGUAGCCAUGCCAUUAGACAAUUCAGUUAAUAUGGAUAAAUU
This is a messenger RNA of Glycine soja, 1845 nucleotides long. Its product is annotated as probable glycosyltransferase At5g25310. The record is from RefSeq and is a predicted model, not a curated record. Gene Ontology annotation, molecular function: glycosyltransferase activity. The transcript is spliced from 4 exons. Lineage: Eukaryota; Viridiplantae; Streptophyta; Magnoliopsida; Fabales; Fabaceae. Bases 117 to 1568 code for a protein of 483 amino acids.